Solanum dulcamara is the source of this 945-nucleotide messenger RNA. Its product is annotated as ethylene-responsive transcription factor ERN1-like. Gene Ontology annotation, molecular function: DNA binding; DNA-binding transcription factor activity. Gene Ontology annotation, biological process: regulation of DNA-templated transcription. Bases 1 to 945 code for a protein of 314 amino acids. The transcript is spliced from 2 exons. The record is from RefSeq and is a predicted model, not a curated record. Lineage: Eukaryota; Viridiplantae; Streptophyta; Magnoliopsida; Solanales; Solanaceae.
AUGGAAAUUAACUUCCAAAAACAUCAGCUAACAGAAGCAAUUUCACUAAACAAAGUAACAAAAUUCAAGGGGAGAAAAAGAAGCAAAGGGUCAAACAGUUUUGUUGGUGUAAGACAAAGGCCAUCAGGAAAAUGGAUAGCUGAGAUUAAAGACACAACACAAAAGAUAAGAAUGUGGCUUGGAACUUAUGAAACUGCUGAGGAAGCUGCUCGUGCCUACGAUCAAGCUGCUAUUCUUCUUCGUGGAUCAAACACACGAACCAACUUUCUUAGUACUCGUGUUUCUCAUGAUUCCCCUCUUGCUUCCAGGAUUAGGAAUCUUCUCAAUAUCAAGAAAAUUGCGAAGGAAAAAAGCCUGGAUUACUUAGCUGAUUCCACAAGUAGUAGUACUAAUUCUGUUCAAAGUAGUACUACUAGUGAACUAGUUAGCAAUUGUGAUGAUCCAAUUUCAAGUGAAGAUACAAAAAUGAGCAAUCUUGAUGAAACAAUACUUUCUUGUGAUCAAGAAAUCAUACAAGAAAGUUGUCAACUUUUCGACAGUAACUCUGUUCAAAGUAGUACUACUAGCGUGACUAGUUCAAACACUAGCACUUGUGAUGAUCCAAUUUCAAGUGAAAAUUCAAAAAGGAUCAAUCUUUAUGAAACACUACUUUCUUACAACAACAACAUGCCCAGUCCUGAUUUAGACAUAGGCACAUCAUCAUCAUCAUGUUCCUCUUCUUGUUUUUCAUCUUUUUCGCGGACUGAAUUAUCGUGGGAUUUCAAAGAAUUAUUGGAUAUUCCUUUCAAUACAGAGAUGGGAUUUACAGAAUUUGAGGUAAUGAAAGUGGAAAGACAGAUAUCAGCAUCACUUUAUGCAGUAAAUGGUGUUCAAGAUUACAUGGAAAUUAUUCAUGAUCCUUAUGAGUCUCAUUGGGAUCAUCGUCCCCUCUCUUAUUCUUGGUAA